GUUAGGUUAUGUUUGAAAUCACUUUCCCGCGCAUUUUUGCCGUGGUCCAUUUUUGUUAUUCUUGAUUUUUUCGUGUUAAGUCGUUAAAAAUGGAUGUAGCCAACGUCCAAGUCGGUCAGAGACAACACCAAGACGAAAUCGGCGUCAGGUGCCAGAAACUAUUCCAGGAUUUUUUAGAAGAAUUUAAAGAGGAUGAUGAAAUCAAGUAUUUGGAGCCGGCUAAGGAGCUCCUCAACCAAGAACGCAGCAUUAUUGAAGUCAGUUUUGAAGAUUUGGAAAAAUAUAAUCAAAACCUUGCAACAACCGUUAUUGAGGAGUAUUACAGGAUUUACCCUUAUCUGUGUCAAGCCGUCUCUAAUUUUGUCAAAGACCGCAGUGAUUUGAAGAAAGAUAAAGAGUGUUACAUUAGUUUUGUUGAUGUCCCUACUAGACACAAAGUCCGGGAAUUGAAAACUGAGAAAGUUGGGACUUUGAUCAGAAUCUCAGGACAAGUUAUUAGAACUCAUCCUGUACAUCCUGAGCUGAUUUCGGGGACUUUUGUUUGUUUGGAUUGUCAGACUGUUAUUAAAGACGUUGAGCAACAAUUUAAGUUUACUAAUCCAACGAUUUGUCGUAAUCCAGUCUGCAACAACAGGAGACGUUUUAUGUUAGAUGUGGACAAGUCCCUAUUUGUCGACUUCCAGAAAGUCAGGAUACAGGAGACUCAAGCCGAGUUGCCGAGGGGCUGCAUUCCAAGGUGUGUGGAGGUGAUUUUGAGGGCCGAAAAUGUGGAGACAGUCCAGGCCGGCGACCGUUAUGACUUCACUGGGACUCUUAUCGUGGUUCCUGACGUGGGGGCCAUGUCCCUCCCUGGGGCGAAGACCCAGAUCAGCUCGCGUCACAAAGGCGGUGAUGAAGCCGAAGGGGUUAGAGGUCUUAAAGCGCUAGGAGUGCGUGAUCUCCACUACAGGAUGGCGUUCCUCGCCUGCAGUGUGCAACCCACUAACCCCAAAUUUGGGGGCAUUGAGAUGCCCCUCAAUGAGAUUACCCCCGAAAUUAUGCGUCAGCAGAUGACUGAGGGCGAGUGGAAUCAUAUGUAUGAGAUGAGCCACGACAGGAAUCUGUAUCAGAAUCUCAUCAAUAGUUUGUUUCCGAGUAUUCAUGGGAAUGAGGAGGUCAAAAGGGGGAUACUUUUGAUGCUAUUUGGGGGAGUGUCGAAAACGACAGUCGAAGGGACAACCCUUCGAGGCGACAUCAACUGCUGUAUUGUGGGCGACCCCAGCACCGCCAAAUCCCAAUUCCUGAAACAAGUUUCGGAAUUUUCGCCCCGUUCUGUCUACACUUCGGGCAAAGCCUCCUCGGCCGCAGGUCUCACCGCUGCUGUGGUCCGCGACGAAGAAUCAUCCGAUUUCGUGAUUGAAGCCGGUGCUCUGAUGCUUGCCGAUAAUGGAGUUUGCUGUAUUGACGAAUUUGACAAAAUGGACCCACGUGACCAAAUCGCCAUCCACGAAGCAAUGGAACAGCAAACAAUUUCAAUUGCCAAAGCGGGAGUAAGGGCGACUCUGAACGCCCGGACUUCAAUCCUAGCUGCAGCUAAUCCUAUUGGAGGGCGCUACGAUCGGGCCAAAUCCCUCCAACAGAACAUCGCAUUAAGUGCCCCUAUUAUGUCACGAUUUGAUCUAUUUUUUAUCCUAGUUGAUGAGUGCAACGAGGUGAUUGAUUAUGCAAUUGCGAGGAAAAUUGUAGAUUUGCAUAGCAAUGUGGAGGAGUCGCUUGAUCGGAUUUACUCGAAGGAGGAAGUGUUGCAGUAUAUUUCUUUUGUUCGGAGAUUUAAACCAAUCAUAAAUCCCGAAGCUGCUGAGUUACUUGUUAGACAUUACAACCAUUUGAGGUUGAGGGAUACUACAACUAGUGGUAAAUCAACAUGGCGGAUUACAGUACGCCAACUCGAAAGUAUGAUCCGAUUGGCCGAAGCAAUGGCCAAGAUGGAGAUUUCGGACGAAGUCCAACCCAAACACGUCAAAGAGGCUUACCGACUACUCAACAAGUCCAUAAUCAGAGUUGAACAACCUGACAUACACCUCGACGAAGACACAGACCAGCCAAUGAUGAUCGAUGAUUCGGAAAGCACGACUCAGGAAACUGAGCCACAACCAACCAAGAAGAAGUUGCAACUCAGUUUCGAGGAUUAUAAAAUCUUGAGUAACAAAAUCGUGGUUUAUAUGAGACGGGAGGAGGCUAGGAGAGAUGAGGAGAACGAGGAGGGGAUCAGGAGGAGUGAUUUGGUGGAGUGGUACUUGAAUUUGAUCGCGGAAGACAUCGAGUCGGAGGAGGAGUUGUUGGAGAAGAAGGAGUUGAUUGAGAAAGUCAUAGAUCGGUUGAUUUAUCACGAUCAAGUCAUCAUUCCAUUGACGAGGACGGGACUUGGGAGGGAUCAGCAGGAGGAGGAGGAUGCCAUGUUGGUGGUUCAUCCCAAUUAUAUUAUCGAUUGAGUUGUGUACAAAAUUAUUUUUUUAAUAAAAGUUAAGCACUA
Molecule: messenger RNA, 2512 nt
Organism: Tribolium madens (black flour beetle)
Lineage: Eukaryota; Metazoa; Arthropoda; Insecta; Coleoptera; Tenebrionidae
Gene: Mcm6
Product: DNA replication licensing factor Mcm6
Exons: 6
Coding region: 90-2471 (793 amino acids)
Biological process (GO): mitotic DNA replication; double-strand break repair via break-induced replication; DNA replication initiation
Cellular component (GO): MCM complex; nucleus
Molecular function (GO): single-stranded 3'-5' DNA helicase activity; single-stranded DNA binding; ATP binding
Source: RefSeq, a predicted model, not a curated record